Molecule: messenger RNA, 2633 nt
Organism: Saccostrea echinata
Lineage: Eukaryota; Metazoa; Mollusca; Bivalvia; Ostreida; Ostreidae
Exons: 3
Coding region: 39-1547 (502 amino acids)
Biological process (GO): DNA integration
Molecular function (GO): nucleic acid binding
Source: RefSeq, a predicted model, not a curated record
GAUGGCUACUCUUAGCGCGAGAAAACCUCAAAGGAAUAAUGAAGAGGAAAAGAGAAUGGAGAUCAAGAAUGAUAUCGGAGGGAUUGACAGAAGAGAAAAUACAAGAAUUAGAAAUGAAGGAAAAGCAUAACAGAUUGAAAAAUGAUACACAAAGACCUUCAUUAAAUGUAGACAUUCUUGACAGAGCAGAAACAGACAUUUUGAAGUAUGUGCAGAUGAAGCAUUUUGCCCAAGAAUUUAAAGACUUGAAUUCAAGUGAAAAUGGAGUUGUUAAAAGGUUAUCAAGAUUAGCCAAGUUAGACCCAAUUGUUCACAAUGGAGUUCUACGUGUAGGCGGUAGACUUAAGAAACUGGAUACAACUCUUAACAGUAAACAUCAAAUUAUUAUUCCCAAAGAGUCUGUAUUAGCCAGGUUAAUAGCAGAGGAAGCACAUAAAUCUGUCGGACACUUGGGAAAAAAUUCAACGCUGGCACUUAUUCGUGAGAAAUAUUGGAUUCUUGGUGUGUCAUCAAUUUUGAAGUCCAUCAUUUCCAGAUGUGUUAUAUGCAGAAGAUAUCAGGCACCUACUUUGAAACAGAAAAUGGCAGACCUUCCCAGCGAGAGACUGAAACCUGAUGACCCCCUUUUUACUCGAGUGGGAAUGGAUUAUUUUGGUCCAUUUGAGCUUAAAAGAGGAAGAAGCAUAGUAAAACGGUACGGUGUCAUAUUUACUUGUCUAUCUUCCCGAGCAGUACAUUUAGAGGUUGCCUUUUCCUUGAAUACAGACUCCUGUAUUGACGCCAUUCGAAGGCUUAUUGCACGACGAGGAAAACCAACUUAUAUAGUGUCUGAUAAUGGAACGAAUCUGGUAGGUGCUGAACGUGAGCUAAGAACAGCACUUCAUUCCUGGAAUACGAACAGCAUUUCCAGUCAAUUAUUACAGUCAGGAAUUGAAUGGAGCUUUAAUCCACCGGCUGCGUCUCACUUUGGAGGAGUAUGGGAACGCCUCAUCAGGAUAGUCAGGAAAAUCAUGUAUUCUGUUCUACAUGAACAAACAAUUCAUUUGGAUGAUGAGGGACUGUUAACCUUGUUUUGUGAAAUUGAAGCUAUUAUGAAUGGACGACCCCUUACAGAAGCUUCAGAUGAUCCGAAUGACCUUUGUGCACUUACACCAAAUCAUAUACUACUCAUGAGAUCAGGAGAGAGCUUUCCCCCUGGAAUUUUCCAUACAUCUGACAACUACGCAAAACGUCGAUGGAAGCAGAUUCAGUAUUUGGCUGAUGUUUUCUGGACACGUUGGAUCAGAGAAUAUGUACCCCUUCUCCAACAGAGACAGAAGUGGCUGAAGCAGGAAAGAAACUUACAAGAGGGUGAUUUAGUUCUCAUUGUGGAAAACACUCCAAGAAACGCAUGGAAUCUUGGUAGAGUGCUCGAAGUGAUAAAGGACAACUAUGAUGUUGUGCGUGUUGCAAGGAUAAAGACAGUGUCUUCCAUUAUUACGCGGCCAGUGACAAAACUUUGUCUUCUUUUGGAAACAGAUUGUGAAAAAGAGAAAACAAAUCAGUGAACCUUUGUGCAAUGAAACGUUUAAUGAAUUAACUCAUUUUGAAUACAUUGUUUUGUCCAUUUUUGAUAAAUAUGUUUUUGUAAAAACACAUUUAGGGGCCGGUGUAAUGGACAAUCUGUAUAUUUUAUUUUGAAUUCCAAUUUUGUCCGUAAGUUUCGAUUUCUGUGCAUUCCAAUUUUAUCAGAAUGAUACGUUUAUCAAAUGUUGAGAAAUGCACGAGCGCCAUAUUUAGAUCAAUGAGUGCAGUAGUUUGUUGUGUUCUAGCUGAAAGUACCAGACAUACAUCACGGUCACUCGAAAGAAAGGAUUCAACAAACAUCAGAGAUAAUAAACUCUAUAGCGUCACUGGAAACAACCUAGUUAAUGAGACCAUCUAUUCAAAUGUGGGCUAUAUUCCGGACAUCAUACCGGAUUUGGAUCGGCAAGUGGCGCCCAGGAAUUACAAAUACGACUACGUCCGGAGAAUUGAUUGGGACCAUUUGAUGGGUGCUGAACAGAAAAUGCAGCAAAUAACACAAAACAAGUUAUGUCCCCAAGAAACUUACGUCAAUACGUCUGAGAAAUAUGGACGUGGUGAUUCAGAGGACGAUUCAAAACAAUAUCAUAAUAUUUUUAGUGAAAACAAGUCCAUAGAAAGGACCAAAGAAGAAUAUACCGAUGUAGUUACAGAGUUAGAACACUGCAAAAUGCAUCACUCAUAUGUAGAAAUGAGUGAAGAAAAUGACAUGGGUCUUUACAAUAAAUUAAACCAUGGAACCCGGUCAGUUCGCCGUACUGAGGUGGAGGACAUCACGUACAGUCAUAUUCAGCCCGAGUCUGAGGGUGAGUAUACAAUUCUGUGUGGUGGGGAAGUCUUGGACAUAAAGAUCUACGAAAACCAACCGGAAAAGUGGAGCUCUCAACCUUAGAGUCAUACUUCUACAGCUGAGUUCUGUGUGUCGAAGAACCUUAUCACGGAUGUUAUCAAAUAACUUUAAAAUUAAAUAUUGAAUAUGUAUUACCUUUAUCUUUCAAUUUAAAAUAAACAUAAAAGCGAAGCCAUAAAACAAUAUACCACUACUUUAUGCAUACAUAUAUUUUAUAAAC